UCCCAUCAUUUCUCAUAGUAUUCUCAUUCUUCCGAACGCCGGACCGGAUAUUAAAUACUUUUUUGGUUUCGUGAGGACACAAAUGAGUACCACAACGACUGUCAUAUUGAUAUUUGGGCCAAAGUUCUAUCGUGUGGUGAAAGGAGAGGGCGAUCUCUGGGAUAAUAGGGUCCGCGCGCGAGGAGUGACCGCCUCCUUCUCGAUCAAUGGCGUUGGUCUCGUCCACGAAGAGACCACUGACUUGUAUCAGGAGAACGAGGAGCUGAAGGAGGAGAUCCAGAAGUUGGCCUCUCAGGUGGAAGUGAUGAAGAUCUGUCAGAUGGAGUUCAAGAACCGGCAUUUGCCUAAAUCGAAACACGGCGGCAACCAAACGACCGGUAACUCCAUGACCAUCACGUCUAACGUGUCGGGCACCGGCACCUCCAGUCAGAGUCCUAUCGUGAAAGCCAUUUACAGCAAAUUC
Oppiella nova is the source of this 463-nucleotide messenger RNA. The record is from the annotation of a GenBank genome assembly. NCBI's taxonomy places the organism in Eukaryota, Metazoa, Arthropoda, Arachnida, Sarcoptiformes, Oppiidae.